UGCAUGUACUUCGCGCAUAGGCCCUACCAUAAUACGAACCCUAGCCAGUACAAAUUGAUGUGGAUUUCUUGAAAAACGUUCAUUUUGGAUGUGUCAUGCCAUAAAUUUUUGGCAUACAGGCCUACUUGGCUUUAUGAACACAGCGGUGGACAUUGGCGUUGCCAGGAUUCUUCCAGCCUCCAGGGGGAACGGUCACGACGGUGGGUUAAAGAUAACGGACACUCACCUGGACCUAAUUGAGACCAAAGGUUCAUCUGCUUUAACUGCAAAGACGUUUAUGCUUGCCAUUGACAAGACAAUCAUUGUCAACAGAUCAAUCCCAUCACCCUUCCAGGCUCUGUGCAUGCUUGUGGCUGCCUUCUUCAACUUCAAUGCGGAGUAUCCAGGCAUCCGAAACAAGCCACUCUUGAACCUGUGCAGCGCUGUCUCCUUGGUAUCAAUCCUGAAAGGGGUACGAAAGCUAAGAGAAAGAGAGAGAAGGGGCGUGCAGUGCACACUGCCAACAGCAAGGUGCUCUCUUUCGUGAAUGCCAUCAAGGACUUUGAAACCGACUGGACAUUUUAAGUAAGACUUGACUGAGGUACAUUAAAUCCUGGCACAUAUCAGAGCUAUUUGUUUUGUCAAAAUUCAUUUUGCCAUAUUUCCAUCACAUGGGGAAAGCCAACAUCUAAAGUGUUCCAUAUUUAUUUUGAUUUCCAGACACCCAGUAUGUGUCAGGUAAUCAUCUAGAUCCCACAUUGUCAAAGGUACUUGUAAAUGUAUUUUUUUUAUAUAAGACAUCCAGUGUGUGUUAGUAAAGUGCUCGAAUCAGACAUGGGCAAAAGGAACAAGUGAAAGUCAUUUUUGGAGGUUUUUUCGACCCCCCCCAGUGUCAGCAAAUAAUUUCAAUCUCACCAAGAAAAGGUACAUGUAUUUUUUUAAUACUUUUUUAUUUCAGUCACCCAGGAUGUGUGAAGAUAUUUUGUCUUUCUUUCAUGGAGCAAAGUCCAUGUAAAAUGCUUUUUAUAUUAGUUAUCAGACACUGAGUGUGUGUCAGCUUAGGAAGGGGUUCCAGAAUUUUAAAAAGUACAAAAUUACGUUGUUUUUCCUCUAUUUUGAUCUUCAGACACAGGUUAGGUAAUUAUUUCAAUGCCACGUGGUUGAAGAUACUUUUUUUUCGUCAUAUUUGUUAUCAGACACCGAUUGUGUGUCAGGAAAUCUUUCCAGAAAUUAAAAAAACUAAGGUUUAUAGAAAACAUUUUUUUCUUUUUUUUAUUUUCAGACACCCAGUGUGUCAAUCAAACAUGGUCAUGUUUUAAUUCAGUCACCCAGUGUAAGUUAAGAAAACUGUUCCAGUAAUGAAAAAAGUACAUGGAAAAUGUGUUUUUUCUUUGUGUGGAUUUUGAAGCACCCAUUGUGUGUCAGGUAAUUAUUUCGAUCCAACAUGGCCAAAGGUAAUUUUAAUCUUUUUUUUCCAUAGUGGUUAUCAGUCACCCAGUGUGUCAGUAAAAUGCUCAAAUCAGACGUGGACAAAGUUCUUGUAAAAUGUAUUUUUAUACUCAGACACCAAGUGCUGUCAGGAAACAGUUCUAGAAAAAAGUUCAUGGAAAGCAUGUUUUUCUUUUCUUUUAUUUUUGACUUUUACACACCCAGCGUGUCAGGUAUUUAUAUCAAUCCCACAUGGUCAAAGGUACAUGCCUUGUUUUAAAUUUUGGUUUUUUAGACACCCAGUAUAAGUUAAGAAAACUGUUCCAGUCAUGUAGAAAAGUACAUGGAAAAUGUAUUUGGAUUUUGAAGCACCCAGUGUGUGUCGGGUAAUUAUUUCUAUUCGACAUGGCCAAAUGUACUUUCAUAGUGGUUAGCAAACGCCCAGUGCGUGUCAGUAAAUGCUCAAAUCAGAAACGUGUUUCAGGCAUGGAAAAAGUACAUGUAAAAUGUUAUUUCUUUAUUACUUUACUUUUCAAACAAUUUAUUUUUUUCUUAAUUUUAGAGUCUCAGUGUAUGUCAGCAUAUUUCAAAUUAACAUUUUUCCUGUUCUUGCCUCCACUUUUGGGCUUGUAAAAAUACAGUUAGAAAGAGAUUAAAAUACGGUUCCUUGAUGUGUUGUGGUGUUUCUAAUUUUACUGACGUUGUGUGUAAAAAUAUUAUAAAAACAUGCAAAUUGACUGACAUUGCUUUGUAAAAAGUAAUACAUAUGAACUGUUUAAUCCUAAAACAACCGCUAGUUCAACAAAAAAUUGUUCAGAUCAAUGGAAAAAACAAGCAUGAAUUGCAAGAACAAAUAA
Messenger RNA from Acanthaster planci (crown-of-thorns starfish), 2264 nucleotides. RefSeq lists its product as uncharacterized. The record is from RefSeq and is a predicted model, not a curated record. Lineage: Eukaryota; Metazoa; Echinodermata; Asteroidea; Valvatida; Acanthasteridae.